GCGAUACAGUUGUUGUUGACGGGCGGCUGUAGCCCCGCCCCUCGCCCUGCCCACUUCCGGCGCCGGCGCUGAGGGAGGAGGAGCCGCCGCGUCCCCCCCGCCCCGGGCCAGCCCCGGGAUGGUGUUGGCCGCGGGAGACGGGCCCUGACGCCGCGCUCAGAUUGAAGACAGCAGUAAUGUUAACUCUGGCAAGCAAGCUGAAGCGGGAUGAUGGUGUCAGAGGACCCCGUGCAUCCAAUCCACCUUCUGAUUCAACUCGGAGGGUGUCUGUACGAGAUAAAUUACUUGUUAAAGAGGUUGCAGAACUUGAAGCUAAUUUACCUUGUACGUGUAAAGUGAAUUUUCCCGACCCAAACAAGCUUCAUUACUUUCAGCUAACUGUAAUCCCAGAUGAGGGCUAUUACCAAGGUGGAAAGUUUCAGUUUGAAAUUGAAGUUCCUGAUGCCUACAACAUGGUGCCUCCAAAGGUAAAAUGCUUGACAAGAAUCUGGCAUCCGAACAUUACAGAGACAGGAGAAAUCUGCCUAAGUUUAUUGAGAGAACAUUCAAUUGAUGGCACUGGCUGGGCUCCAACUAGAACAUUAAAGGAUGUCGUCUGGGGAUUAAACUCUUUAUUUACUGAUCUUUUGAAUUUUGACGAUCCUUUGAAUAUUGAGGCUGCAGAGCAUCAUUUGCGUGACAAACAUCAGUGCUUCUGUAGUAAAACGUCAGCCCUCUCCCCCUUCAUCCGUCUUCGGCAUGACAACUCUGAUGACGUGGAAAACUACUUCAGCGUAGAGGCAGGCAGCUGUGCCUCUGGGCCAGCUAGCGGUGGGACGUCACCCAGGCCCAGAGGGACGUGGCAGAAGCUCCAGUGGGCAACACAACCACUAGAUGAGUGUUCUGGCAGGAGGACUUUCGGAAUAAAGUUGAAGACUACAUUAAGCGCUAUGCGAGAUGAUGAAGGGAGAUGGAUGGCAGGACCAUGGCUUCCACACGACAGUUGUCCUUAACUUCAACAACAACAACCACAACAAUAAAACCAGCCCGGAUUGUACUAGUCCUGUGUCCAUGUUGUACUGAAGAAGAAAACUAACUUCAUACCUUGUCCAUGUUAAAAGGAGAGUUCAGCAUAAAUACAGCAAGAAAAAUGUGUAUGUUGGUUGAAAAAAGUUGUUUGCUUACUUUAAAAAAUGUUUACUCUUCUGAACCGUACUGUAUAUCCUGUUGAUGAGAUAUGCUUGAGAAGUUAAAAGAAAUCACUAUUGAAAUUGUAAGUACACUUUUUUUAAACUCUUGCCUAGUUUGGAGGGGGGGAAGGAAAAAACAAAAGGUGGUGUGUUUUUGGAACACUUCAAGUUGGCAAUAAAAUGGUCUCCCAUGAACCAAAUGACAAUACUGUUGCCUUUGAUGAGCAGAAAUAAUAUGAGCUUUUUCCAAGAGUCAGUCCGCUGAGGCUUAGAGCUUGCCAGAAUGCAAGUGCUAAAUCAGAUUCUACUUCUGGUAUUGAAAUUCUUGAUGAUAUUUAAUGUAAGUACAUUUCUGUCACAUGUUUGGAAUUUUUACAUUGUUAUUUUCAGCUCCUGUUUGGGCUAACAGUAUUUUUUUUGUUUCUAUUUGUUGUGUGAAGUAGUUAAAAGAAAUACAGGCUAAUCUGUAAUUUAAGUAAAUGUGUAGUAUUAGUAAAAUUUAUUAUAUAUAUAUUAUAUAUAUAUAUUUCUGUGAAAACGUAAUGAAAGGGAGAUUUUUUUUUUAAGAAAUCUGCCUUUGGCUUUCCACUCUGGAUGUGGUCAGGGAGCAUCAGUGUUUGAUCUGAUGAAAGUAAAUUCAAGCACCGUUACCUGGAAAAAAACCUCUUUGUGUUCUUCAAACUUCUGCACUGAAAGCGAAUGACUAAUAAUGCAGCUGAGACUAAUACGACACUGCACCCUCUUUUAAACACUCGUGCGCACCUGCUUUUUGGUAAUUUGAAAGGAUAUGAUGCUGUAAUUGCCUUUUCUGUAAGUAGCUGUAUAUACCACAUAGUAUGUGCGAGCGGAGAUCCUGCAGAAGAGUUGCAUGAACCUCAGGAAUCACUUCAGAUGAGAAUUCCGCUGCCUGCCGUGUGCCGGAGCUCCCCGCUGGUCCCCUCGCUGCCGGGGCCGUGACGUGGCCGUGACGUGGCCUCAGAGACCGAAACGCUCCUGGGGUCACGCCGAGGAGGAGCAACGGAACCGAUUCAAGCUUUUAUAAAUAGAUAAAACAUAGAAAUAAAUGUCUGUGUGGUUUCAUAUGGAGCAAGUGUGUAAU
Molecule: messenger RNA, 2268 nt
Organism: Columba livia (rock pigeon)
Lineage: Eukaryota; Metazoa; Chordata; Aves; Columbiformes; Columbidae
Gene: UBE2F
Product: ubiquitin conjugating enzyme E2 F (putative)
Exons: 11
Coding region: 177-992 (271 amino acids)
Source: RefSeq, a predicted model, not a curated record